This is a messenger RNA of Colossoma macropomum (tambaqui), 1289 nucleotides long. RefSeq lists its product as uncharacterized. The record is from RefSeq and is a predicted model, not a curated record. The transcript is spliced from 3 exons. Bases 292 to 738 code for a protein of 148 amino acids. Lineage: Eukaryota; Metazoa; Chordata; Actinopteri; Characiformes; Serrasalmidae.
UCUAAUGAGACACUCUAAUGCGAACAUAUGAAAUAUGCCAAAUUCUAAUUGCUCAUUAAUUCCUAAUACCUGCUUAAUUAAUUGACUGAUUGUGAUUGAACGCAGCACUGGGCAAAGCAUUAAUCCUAAGUGCUGUACAUGAUCUACUGGACAUGUUAGGACAGGACAAAGAAGAGGAGGAGGUGCAACAGCAAAAAUGAAAGUAUGACUUACAGAAAGUUAAGGAAGCGAGGAAAAAGGAACUCAACCUUCUGAAGUCGACCAGUCUGCUUUGUUUUUGAGUACGGCAGAAUGCCCACCGUCUCUACAGUGCUCGUAGACCACCUUGACGAUCUGCUGGAUGCUGAAUUUAACAGGUUUAAAUGGCAUUUGACGGACGGCGUGGCAGACGGCUUCAGCCCCAUUUCUAAGGGUAAACUGGAGAAGGCAAAGCAGCAGGAGGUCGUGAACCUGAUGAUAAGUGCGUACGGUCCAUCGGACGCGGGGAAGAUCACCGGGCGGAUUCUCAGAAAAAUGCAACAGAACAAUCUUGCUGAUCAGCUGAAGAAGAACCUUGCAGAAGUAAAAGACCAGGAAGACCAGGCAGACCAGGCAGAUGGCGCUGUCUCCAGUCCAGCUAAGGCCUCUAGGGCUCCUCGGGUGCACCAGAACAUCAAGGCUGAUAGUAGCGGCAGAGUUUCGGCCAAUGUUAUUUCCGAUGGCCAAUUCCAUGGCCCUACGAAUCUUACCUUUAAUUAAUGAAAAUAGUAACUGCAGGAUGUUCUUGGGCCUCCUGGGGCUCCAGGGGUGAAGCAGACCAUCAUGGCUGAGAGUAGCAGCAAGGUUCCGGUGGCCACUACCAUGGCCCUUUGACUUUUAACUUUAAUUAAUGAAAAUACUGAAUGCAUUUUUACCAGGACAGCACUGUCAGUAUGAACAGACCAAAAAUGAUGAACAAGUAUCCAUUUUAUACAUUAUAACAUAUAGUCUUUGUUAUUUUAGAUGGUCUCACAUGGAUUUAGUCUACUUUUUAUUCACUUGCAUGCUGUGAAUGCCACUAUACAUACAUAUAUAUAUAGUUUUGUAAUUGUGUAGCAGAGCAACUGAAUCGCGAUCUAGAACCAAGAGCCUGCUUCAUAAGAGCCUCCUGCUUCUGUGUGUCAUGCAGCAUAUUAAAGAACAUGUCUGAGCCAAUAAGAGAUCAAGUGCAGUCAACAGUUCACGACAUUUUGUUACAGAAAGAGACGCAUUUAUUUUUGCUGGAAAAUGUUAUUUCACAAAGUCACAAUAAAACUCAGUUUGCAUGUUUA